Messenger RNA from Melospiza melodia melodia, 1446 nucleotides. RefSeq names its product RAP1A, member of RAS oncogene family (gene RAP1A). Gene Ontology annotation, biological process: negative regulation of synaptic vesicle exocytosis; cellular response to cAMP; Rap protein signal transduction. Lineage: Eukaryota; Metazoa; Chordata; Aves; Passeriformes; Passerellidae. Gene Ontology annotation, molecular function: GTP binding; GTPase activity; GDP binding. The transcript is spliced from 9 exons. Gene Ontology annotation, cellular component: plasma membrane. Bases 137 to 691 code for a protein of 184 amino acids. The record is from RefSeq and is a predicted model, not a curated record.
CGGCGGCGGAGCGGCGGCGGGAGCGGCGCGGGGGCGGCGUUCCUUGUGGGGAGCCUGGAAGAACCUUCAGUAGAGCUGCUAACACUGAUGAGAGAUCUUUUAUGCCAAGGUCGCUGCUCUCUGCACAGCCCACACCAUGCGUGAGUACAAGCUGGUGGUCCUUGGUUCAGGAGGUGUGGGCAAGUCUGCUCUGACUGUACAGUUCGUUCAGGGAAUUUUUGUUGAGAAAUAUGACCCAACAAUAGAAGAUUCAUACAGAAAGCAAGUGGAGGUAGACUGUCAGCAGUGUAUGCUGGAGAUCCUCGACACAGCAGGGACAGAGCAAUUCACAGCCAUGAGGGACCUGUACAUGAAGAACGGGCAGGGGUUUGCACUAGUAUAUUCUAUCACAGCACAGUCCACGUUCAACGACCUGCAGGACCUGCGGGAGCAGAUCCUGCGGGUGAAGGACACCGAGGAUGUUCCCAUGAUCCUGGUUGGCAAUAAAUGUGACCUGGAGGAAGAACGAGUCGUGGGCAAAGAGCAGGGACAGAACUUAGCACGACAGUGGUGUAACUGUGCCUUUCUAGAAUCGUCUGCAAAGUCGAAAAUCAACGUAAAUGAGAUCUUUUAUGACCUGGUCAGACAGAUAAAUAGAAAAACACCAGUGGAAAAGAAGAAGCCUAAAAAGAAAUCAUGUCUGCUGCUUUAGACUCCCAUCAUGCAGCAGCUCUGAGCCAGAUUGCAGGAAUGAAGAACUGUUGCCUAAAUGGAAAGUGCCAGCAUUCCCAACUUCAGAACCUUAUGGAAACGAGUAACAUAUCGGAAGAAGCUUCUCCUGUUUUUUAUAUCCUGCAGGAAGAAUUUAGAUCUUAAAAAUGGUUUGCACACAGCCCCUGGAAAAAGCAGUUGCUCUGUGUAUAUCUCUUGGAAAUGAAAGCCAAUAUUCCUCCUCCUUUGCAAUAGCAAUUAACAGAUGUGAAAAUAAAUAUAAUUGACUCUAGCAUAUGAUUAUCCCAAGGAGCAUGGAUGCAUUUCAAAUGUUAGAGAUUGCUACUAUAAUUAAAAUUCAUAUUGACCAUUUUAUCAUAAUUUCUCCCCAUCAAGCACUAAAAAUGUUCCACUGUUAUAUUUUAUAUCUAUAACUAUAGAUAUAUAUUAUCCAAAAUUUCCCUUUGAACUCACUGCAACAAAUAACUUUUUGAGUCAUUGACUUCAUUUUAUAUUUAAAAGUUACGGAAUAUCAUUAUUUUCAUUCUGCCAUUGUAUUCUAAUUAAAAAUGUUUGUGCAUAAUGCUUUGGAAAAAUGGGUCUUUUAUAGGAAAAAAAACUGGGAUAACUGAUUUCUAUGGCUUUAAAAGCAAAAAUAUAUAAUAUACUAAACCAACUCUAAUAUUGCUUCUUGUGUUUUACUGUCACAGAUUAAAUUACAGCUUUUAUGAAUGAUUAAAUUUUAGUACAUUUUCA